CGGGGAGGUGGGGGUGACUUCAAAUAAAUUCUCACUUCACUCCCAAAGAUCAUGAGAACCUGGAACCAGAGGGAUGAAAGGCGCGCUGUCUGAAAUCUGACUGGAUUGUCUGCGCGUAAAGACGCGCGCGCGAUGGAUUAACUGAUCAGAAACCGGCACAAAGCCUGAGUUUGAGACCAGUUUGUUGCUCAUCUUUAGCGGCACAAUGAGGAUCCUUAAUCUCCGCUCAUUCAGCCCACCGUAAGUGAGCUUCCAGAAAGUCUCCACGCGCCUUCAGCAGGACUCCGUCUCUCCAUCUUCUUUUAGGACAUGCUGAGUUUGAUUCAGAUCCCUCGCACGCGCGUUUCCCAGUUAUUGUGAACGAUGUGGCGCACCUGUCUGCUGCUGCUGCUGCUCGUCCAGCUGAGCUCACCGGUGGAAGCGAGGAGAGCGCGCAGCGGCCGGACGCAGCCCCGGCGGACGCAGCAGCAGGCUCCAGCGGCCCGGGAGCGCGUGGAAGGACCGGAGAGCUUCCCGUUAGACUUCACCGCCGUGGAGAGCAACAUGGACAGCUUCAUGGUGCAGAUCAAGAACUUGGCGCAGUCUCUGUACCCGUGCUCUGCGCAAAAGCUGGAACAAGACAUGAAGCUGCACUUCACGAAGAACGCGUCAGCGACUUGCAACGACGGGUCACCUGCGGGGUACUACAUCAAAGAGUCUAAAGGCAGCAGGAGGUGGCUGCUCUUCCUGGAAGGUGGAUGGUACUGUUUCAACAAGCAGACCUGCGACAGGAGAUAUGAGACCACCAGGAACCUGAUGAGCUCCGCCAAGUGGCCACAAACCAGAAGAGGAAGAGGGAUUUUGUCUCCGCAGCCAGAGGAAAACCCUCACUGGUGGAACGCCAACAUAGUCUUCAUCCCUUACUGCUCCAGCGACGUGUGGAGUGGAGCCGCCCCGAAAACCAAUCAGAGUGAUUAUGCCUUUAUGGGCUCUCUGAUCAUUAAGGAGGUGUUGAAUGAGCUGCUGACCAAAGGUCUGCAGAACGCCAAGGUUCUGCUCCUGGCAGGCAGCAGCGCGGGCGGUACAGGAGUCCUGCUGAACGUGGACCAGGUUGCAGAACAUCUGGAGUCCGAGGGCCACCGUGGGGUCCAGGUCAGGGGUCUGGUGGACUCAGGGUGGUUCCUGGACAACCAGCAGUACAAAGUGACAGACUGCCUGGACACCAUCAGCUGCGCCCCCACUGAGGCCAUAAAGAAAGGCAUCAGGUUCUGGGAUGGACUGGUACCAGAGAGCUGCAGACAAGCUCACGUUGGAGAGGAGUGGAACUGUUUCUUUGGAUAUAAAAUUUACCCAACGUUAAAACAGCACUGUUCGCUCCGGCUUGUUUGUCCCAUGAACUCCUAACCAGAUCAACCUGGAUGGACAUCCAGGUGAAAGGCACCUCCCUGCCGAGAGCGCUCCACUGCUGGGACCGCAGCCUCCAGAACAAGCUCCACAUCAACAGCAGCCACGUCCACCAAAAACACAAGACCACCCCCACGAGAGGAUGUCCCCUCCAUCUGAUUGACAGCUGCCCAUGGCCACACUGCAACCCAUCCUGCCCCACCAUCAGAGACCAGCUGACGGGACAGGAGAUGAGCGUGGUGCAGUUCCUGAAGCACAUGGGCUUCGACGUGAAGAAGAUGGCUCAGCAGCAGGGGAUGGACCCCAGGACACUGCUGGGCAUGCUCAGUGAUGGAAGCUGAGCUGCAGUUUGUAAAAAAAAAGUAUCUGAAAGCUGGUUUGUAAGAAAAGAAAAACUGCACUUCAGAGGAAGAACAUUUUUCUUGCAUAAAAAAAUCUCUGUGACUGAACAAUUCAAACACGAGUGCCUCACAAAGUCUUUUUGUGUCAAAUACAACCAAACCAAAACAUUUCAGCUGUUUAUAUGGAUCCAUCAGAUCAGACUUAGAUACACAGAUAUGGUUUUACUCUGUGUGACUCUCUCUCCCACAGCCUUUAGAAGUUGCACAGGUAAGAACUGAAGUGAAAACAUUUCAGUUUGAUUUGAUCUGAAUGAAUCAGGUGGGAAUUUGGUGCUCAAAAAAUAAAUAAAAUAAAAUAAAAUAUCCAGUUACAGAUCCAUGCUGCUGAAACCACUCACCAAAUAUGCUGCUUUUUAAAAAAAUAAUAAUUUAAUGGGUUUCAUUUUCAAAUAAAAUUUUAUAUUAUUUGUU
Messenger RNA from Austrofundulus limnaeus, 2195 nucleotides. RefSeq names its product notum, palmitoleoyl-protein carboxylesterase b (gene notum1b). The record is from RefSeq and is a predicted model, not a curated record. Gene Ontology annotation, molecular function: palmitoleyl hydrolase activity. Gene Ontology annotation, biological process: negative regulation of canonical Wnt signaling pathway; protein depalmitoleylation. Lineage: Eukaryota; Metazoa; Chordata; Actinopteri; Cyprinodontiformes; Rivulidae.